CUACAAGUCCCACCAGCCCCGGGACUACAUCUCCCAGGCUGCCGCGCCCCCCGCCCGCACGGCGCGGCCCGGCCCCUCGGCGCGGAGGGCGGUGGCGGGGCCCGGGAGCGCCCGGCGGCGCCGAGCAGCGGCCAGGCAGACCGGUAUCGUCAUGGCCAUGUUCCCGAGCCCGCGGCGGAGGGCAGCGUGCCAGCAGAUCAGUUAAAGCCCAGGGACGAUGAGGACCAUCGCAUCCAAGAACCAGUUGGGGCCAGGACCCGGAGGAGCCGUCAAGGCGUGGUGCCGUGGCUGAGGCUGGUGCGCCGAGCUGUGCUGGACGCCCGCGCUGCUGCGCUCGGCGGCAGAUGCUCCCUGCCUGGGACACGGAGCCACCGGGGGCCCUCGCCACGGCUGGACCACGCGGAUGGAAAGCUGCAGCCCGGCAGGGAGCCUUGCUGGCUGGCUGACGCCAUCCCGCGCCCUAUGCCCGAGCCCUAUGCCGGAGCGGGCGCCCUCCCCGGCUCAGCCGCCCGCCGACCAUGAAGUGCUCGUUGCGCUUCUGCUUCCUUUCAACCGCCUUCCUGCUCGUCUUCGUCAUGUCCCUCCUCUUCACCUACUCCCACCACAGCAUCGCCUACCUGGACCCCGGCGGGCUGGGUGGCAUCCACCGGGUGAAGCUGGUGCCCGGCUACGCGGGCGUGCAGCGGCUCAGCAAGGCGGGGCUCUAUCCCCGGGGCUGCGCCUGCCGACGCUGCCUGGCCGAGGAUGCUGGGGCUGCCAACUGGUUUGACGGGCGCUACGAUGGCGCUGUCUCCCCGGUGUGGACCAAGGAAAACAUGGACCUGCCACCCGACAUCCAGAGGUGGUGGAUGAUGCUGCAACCCCAGUUCAAGUCCCACAACACCCGCGAGGUCCUGAGCAAGCUCUUCCAGAUCGUGCCGGGCGAGGAUCCCUACCGCUCCCGUGACCCACACCGCUGCCGACGCUGUGCCGUGGUUGGCAACUCGGGCAACCUGCGCGGCUCUGGCUACGGGCCGGAGAUUGAUGGGCAUGACUUCAUCAUGCGGAUGAACCAGGCCCCCACGGUGGGUUUCGAGGGUGACGUGGGCGGUCGGACCACACACCACUUCAUGUACCCUGAGAGUGCCAAGAACCUGCCCGCCAAUGUCAGCUUCGUGCUGGUGCCCUUCAAAACCCUGGACCUGCUCUGGAUCGCCAGUGCCCUCUCUACUGGCCAAAUCAGGUUCACAUAUGCGCCUGUGAAGCCUUUUCUGCGGGUGGACAAAGAAAAGGUGCAGAUCUACAAUCCUGCCUUCUUCAAGUACAUCCACGACCGCUGGACGGAGCACCACGGGCGCUACCCCUCCACUGGCAUGCUGGUGCUCUUCUUUGCCCUCCACGUCUGCGACGAGGUGAACGUCUUUGGGUUCGGCGCCGACAGCCGCGGGAACUGGCACCACUACUGGGAGAACAACCGCUACGCCGGGGAGUUCAGGAAGACAGGGGUGCACGACGCUGACUUCGAGGCGCACAUCAUCGACAUGCUGGCCAAAACCAGCAAGAUCGAGGUUUACCGGGGGAACUGAGAGCUGCGCCUCCUCUGGCUCCCCUGCGCCGGCCGCAUCCCGGCUGCCCACAGGGGCAGAGGGCAAGGGUCUCCCUGGCAGCCUCGGGCGAUGAGCACCGCGUGGGCAGCGUGGUGAUACUUGGUGCCUCCAGCAGCCAAUCAGGUUCAGAGCUAAAGGAGACUUUUUGCUUUUUUUUUUAAUUAUUAUUAUUGUUAUUAUUAUUAUUAUUAUUAUUAUUAUUAAGAAACCCAGCGAGGAAGGAUUUGUAAA
This is a messenger RNA of Cuculus canorus (common cuckoo), 1817 nucleotides long. RefSeq names its product ST3 beta-galactoside alpha-2,3-sialyltransferase 2 (gene ST3GAL2). Lineage: Eukaryota; Metazoa; Chordata; Aves; Cuculiformes; Cuculidae. The record is from RefSeq and is a predicted model, not a curated record. Bases 519 to 1565 code for a protein of 348 amino acids. Gene Ontology annotation, molecular function: beta-galactoside (CMP) alpha-2,3-sialyltransferase activity. The transcript has 8 exons.